Messenger RNA from Lemur catta (Ring-tailed lemur), 660 nucleotides. It is a transcript of the gene RPL12, whose product is annotated as ribosomal protein L12. Bases 114 to 611 code for a protein of 165 amino acids. The transcript has 7 exons. Gene Ontology annotation, biological process: translation. The record is from RefSeq and is a predicted model, not a curated record. NCBI's taxonomy places the organism in Eukaryota, Metazoa, Chordata, Mammalia, Primates, Lemuridae. Gene Ontology annotation, molecular function: structural constituent of ribosome; large ribosomal subunit rRNA binding. Gene Ontology annotation, cellular component: cytosolic large ribosomal subunit; ribosome.
GGCGUGGUCUGCACACCUUCCGGCCUUUCGGUUUAUCGGCUCGGAGGAGGCCAAGGUGCAACUUUCUUCGGUCGUCCCGAAUCCGGGUUCAUCCGACACCAGCCGCCUCCACCAUGCCGCCUAAGUUCGACCCCAACGAGAUCAAAGUCGUGUACCUGAGGUGCACCGGUGGCGAAGUCGGUGCCACGUCUGCCCUGGCCCCCAAGAUCGGCCCCCUGGGUCUGUCUCCAAAAAAGGUUGGUGAUGACAUCGCCAAGGCAACCGGUGACUGGAAGGGUCUGAGGAUUACAGUGAAACUAACUAUUCAAAACAGACAGGCCCAGAUUGAAGUGGUACCUUCUGCCUCUGCCCUGAUCAUCAAAGCCCUCAAGGAACCACCAAGAGACAGAAAGAAACAGAAAAACAUUAAACACAACGGAAAUAUCACUUUUGAUGAGAUUGUCAACAUUGCCAGACAGAUGCGGCACCGAUCUUUAGCCAGAGAACUCUCUGGAACCAUUAAAGAGAUCCUGGGGACUGCCCAGUCUGUGGGCUGCAAUGUUGAUGGCCGCCACCCACAUGACAUCAUAGAUGACAUCAACAGUGGUGCAGUGGAAUGCCCAGCUAGUUAAAAAGUACGAAGGAAAAUAUUUCAAUAAAGGAUCAUUUAACACCCACUGG